CAAUCAUAAUCAUCUUUUGGAAGAAAAAAACACCAAAAUCAUAUCGAUAUUGCGACGAAUCUUAUUAAACGAUUAAUAACAAUAAUAAUCAAAAUAUCGUAAAAUGAAAUCGAAAAAUAUCAUAAAAUAUUUUAUGGGUAUGAAUUUAUCGAAUCGACAGACAUUCAACAACAACAACAACAAUAAACAACAGCAAAAUCAAUCAACAUUGAUUGAAUCUAAUUAUAAUAAUUAUAAUUUAUCAAAUGGAAAAAUGAAUUUGGCAAAAAAUUUACGAUCAUCAUCAUCAUCAUCGACAAUAUCAUUGAUGGCUUUAUUGGCCAUUAUUAUGUUGAUGAUGAUAAUGACAGUAUCGGCUACUUUACCAUCAUCAUCAUCAUCAUCUUCUUUAUCAUCUCAUAAUCCUCAAACUGAUAUUAUUCUUGAUUCAUCAAUGUUUGUUCCACCAUCAUCAUCAUCAUCAUUAUCAUCUUCUGACGAAUCUGUAUCAUCAUCAUCGUUACCUUUUGGUCAAAAAGAAAAUGAACAAAUUAUGAAUCCAAAUGAAAUAUUUUCUCAGCAAAAUGAUAAUAAUGUUGUUGUUGUUGAUGAUACUGGAAUUGAUAAUGAUGAUGAUGUUUUCAUUGUUAAACAACAACAUUCAAUCGAACCAUUGGAUGAUGAUAACGAUUAUAAUCAGGAUUUAUUACCAAUAUUUAUUGAUCAACUAUCGUUGGUUGAUGAUUAUUUGAAACAUCAUCAACAACCACAACAACAACCUAUUGAUGAAUAUUCAAAUCUAUGGGAAAAACGUAAUCAAUGGAAUAAAUUUAAUGGUGCUUGGGGUAAACGUGCAGCCAAUUGGAACAAAUUACAAUCGGCUUGGGGAAAAAGAUUAUCAUCACCAACAACAACAUAUCCAAAGAUUUCAAUCGAAACACGUAACUGGAAUAAUCUGAAAGGUGCCUGGGGACGUAAACGAAUGGCAGCCACAGCAGCAGCAAAUAAUUGGAAUCAAUUACAUGGUAUGUGGGGUAAACGUCGUCGUCGUACACCAACAUGGAAUAAAAUGUCAUCAGCUUGGGGCAAAAAAAAACGAUCAAUCGGUAUGGUUGCACCGACACAUUGGAAUAAAUUACGUGGAAUGUGGGGGCGUAAACGUAGUAUUACAUCUCAAGAAACAAUGGAAAUGUUAAAAGAACAACAACAACCGAUAACAACCACCGAAAAAUCUACAAAACAAUAAUGAUUCUUUUGAUUCUUUUUUUUCUAUUCUUCUUUUUUUUGGCCACAAUCUGUGAUUGUGCACGAAAAAAAAACAAACAAAACAUAAUGCAAGAAUUUUGAAUUCAUCAACGAUU
Dermatophagoides pteronyssinus (European house dust mite) is the source of this 1340-nucleotide messenger RNA. RefSeq names its product Myoinhibiting peptide precursor (gene Mip). NCBI's taxonomy places the organism in Eukaryota, Metazoa, Arthropoda, Arachnida, Sarcoptiformes, Pyroglyphidae. The record is from RefSeq and is a predicted model, not a curated record.